Molecule: messenger RNA, 1157 nt
Organism: Fragaria vesca subsp. vesca
Lineage: Eukaryota; Viridiplantae; Streptophyta; Magnoliopsida; Rosales; Rosaceae
Exons: 9
Coding region: 80-754 (224 amino acids)
Source: RefSeq, a predicted model, not a curated record
UCCAACCUCGAGUCUUCACCCACUCUUCAACCUCGAAAGCUCGAACCUUCAGAAGACCCAGUAGUGAAAUCUCAGAGCGAUGGCGGGAAUCGGAGAGAGAUCGAUUCUCUCACUACUGCUUCUGAUUCUCUCGUCUUUAUCCAUGCCCAGUUUCUCUGUUGCUUACAGGCCAGGUGACAUCGUCCCCAUGAGCAAGAUGGGCCUCUACCACUCUAUGAAAACCGACUGGCACGACAUGAUCGGAAGACAUUGCCCGAUCUUUGGUGUGAAUCGUGAGGUGUUGAUUCCUAUAGCGAUGCCCACGGGUUACACUGGAGCUGAUGCUUACAAAAUAUCGUUUCAAGUUGGGAGAGAAAAGUUCUUGAUUCCAUGGCUUUAUUUGAUAAAUCGUAAAAGCUCAGCGGUUCCGAUGAUUGAUGUGCAUUUGAGAUACUCUGGGAGUGAUUUGCAUGGUGUCACCGCGAAAGUUGUGGACAUGCCUCACCACUAUGUAGAAAUUCAUCCGGAUAUUCGUAAACAAUUUUGGGAUCCUCAGAACUGGCCAAAGCAUGUGCUGGUCAGAUAUACAUGGGAGGAACAAUCGGAGAUAGAUGUAACUUCUGGAUUUUACGUACUAUUUGGAUCAGGUCUCACACUGUCUUUUAUCCUCUCAAUAUACAUCUUGCAAUCAUCACGGGACAAAUUCGCAAGGUUUGUGAUGGAGAGAGUUGCAGAAAGCAACAUGCCUGCUGGAGGUGUGGCAAAGGUUGAAUGAUGUAUAGAACCCUUGAAAGCUUUCACUACAUUUCUCUGCAUAUGCAACUCAGUGUUACAGAUAAAUGAAAUUGGUUGGGGAGGAGGUAUGUAACAGUGAACGCAUUCUGUUUACAUAUUCAUUCAAGAAGAAUGAAAUCCGAGAUAUGUAGAAGGCAGCAUAAUGAUAUCAGAUUCUCCAAAGCCUGGACAGAAUUAGAAGUUGGUCAGAGUUUGUUUUUUUUUUUUUUGUCCCCCCAAAUAUCAAGAGACUAGAUUGAUCUCGUACUGUUACCAACAUAUCUGUAAACUCUCACAGUUGUACCCCUUAGGAAAGGACAGUUCACAAUGCGAAGCACAUGUUUUGUUUGAUUUUUGGUAAAAUGCAUAUAGCAUCUACAUGCUGAACUGAAGUUGUUCCUCAG